Molecule: messenger RNA, 774 nt
Organism: Dichomitus squalens LYAD-421 SS1
Lineage: Eukaryota; Fungi; Basidiomycota; Agaricomycetes; Polyporales; Polyporaceae
Exons: 4
Coding region: 1-774 (257 amino acids)
Cellular component (GO): cytoplasm
Source: RefSeq, a predicted model, not a curated record
AUGUCCGGAACAAAGCGGAUUACCCUCUACAGCGCGGUGGACUCCCCGUUCCCGCACAGGGUCCGUCUGGCACUCGAGGAGGCCAAGGCAACGUACGACAUCAUCUGGAUCGACCUCAUGGCCAAGCCCGAGUGGUACGAGAAGAAAGUCUACCACGGCGAAGGCCGGGUUCCGUACCUCGUCUACGGCGGUCCCAAGCUCAACCCGGACGAAGCCCCCUCCGGCGACGCCGUCGGGAUUCCCGAGUCGAGCAUCAUCCUUGAGUUCCUCGCCGACCUCUUCCCCGCAGCGCGCCUCCUGCCCGCCGACCCGGUCACGCGCUCACAAGUACGCGUCUUCUGCGAGGCCGUGAACAAAAAGCUGCUCCCCGCGUGGUUCCCCUCGCUCUUCAUGGGCGUCCCGACGGACGGCCUCUUCGCCGUGCUCGACGACUUGCAGAAGAAGCUCCCGGCGAAGGGCGGGUACUUCUUCGGCGAGUGGACCAUCGCGGACGCGACGAUCCUCCCGAUCCUCCUCAGGAUGGAGCACAACUGGCGCCUGAAGCCAUUCUCGAUGACGGAGGCCGAGAUCGCGAAGGCGCAGGAGGCGUGGAACUCGCCGCGCUUUGCGCGGUUCAGGCAGUACCUCGAGGACAACAAGAAGCGCGAGAGCGUGCUCAAGACUUGGGACGAGGACGCUAUCGCGCACGCGUUCGGUCGGCGGCUUGACAGGUUCAAGAAGACGGGCAUCAUCAACAGCGAUGUCCGCGUGCCCAUUCCCGCUGCUCAACAGUGA